Alternaria alternata is the source of this 937-nucleotide messenger RNA. RefSeq names its product mitochondrial import receptor subunit tom-20. NCBI's taxonomy places the organism in Eukaryota, Fungi, Ascomycota, Dothideomycetes, Pleosporales, Pleosporaceae. Bases 130 to 654 code for a protein of 174 amino acids. Gene Ontology annotation, molecular function: transmembrane protein transporter activity. The record is from RefSeq and is a predicted model, not a curated record. Gene Ontology annotation, cellular component: mitochondrial outer membrane translocase complex; mitochondrial outer membrane. The transcript is spliced from 3 exons. Gene Ontology annotation, biological process: protein targeting; protein import into mitochondrial matrix; tRNA import into mitochondrion.
CCCUGAACUUGUCGAAAAAGUUAAACACCACACCACAUCACCGCCAUCUCCUUCGGCCAUUUCCAAGGGAUAUACCUGUUGCUUGCUCGCCUAAUUGCGCUUUUCACACCCGCAACUUGCACCGCCACCAUGUCCAACUCGUCAUUAAAACCGUCGACCAUUGCGGCCAUUAGCGCCGGCACCAUCGUAACAGGUCUUCUCGCAUAUGCCGCCUACUUCGACUACAAGCGACGAAACGACCCCGGCUUCCGCAAGCAGCUCAAGAAGGAGUCGAAGCGAACAGAGCGGGCGGCCAAGGAGGAGGCCGAGGCACAGGGCGCCGAGCAGAAGAAGGCGAUCCGGGAGGCGGUAGAGCGGGCAAACGAGGAGGGCUUCCCCAAGGACCCAGAGGAGGUGGAGGCGUACUUUAUGCAGGAGGUUGCGCAGGGAGAAGGCAUGGUACAGAAGGGUGCGGAUAACGUGGAGGCGGCGCUAUGCUUCUACCGCGCAUUGAAGGUCUACCCCAACCCGCGGGAAUUGAUCAACAUCUACGACAAGACGGUGCCCAAGCCCGUCCUCGACAUCCUCGCCGAGAUGAUCGCAGUAGACACGUCAAUCCCCGUCGGCGGCAGCAAGACACCGUCUGAGGCUGGCUCGGCAGGCGACCUCGAGUAAAAAGACGAUAGCACUUCGAUGAAUUCAGCACGCAUUUUUGGACCCCACUCCAUCUGAUGACGACCCCCUGUAAUAUUCUUGUACAUGUAUCAGCAUCAGCGCGGUCGGUCGAUUCCACGGCCGGCGUUCCGGUUGAGCGUGAUCCAUCUGGCUGGGGCGGGCGUUGGCAUAGAUGUGGGCUUCCAAUGCAUACAAUCCAAACAGCACUCGGCAUCUCUCCAUUGACGUCAUGCAGUCGUACGCUUGGGUACGCACUGCUAUACUAGAGAUUACGUGUUCGACG